GAUACCUAUCCUCGGUACCCCCCUAUAUGGUUCUCCGAUUCCGAAGACCCCAUCCUUACUCGUAUAUUCGACCAACUCCGUGUCACAGAACCGGUGAAUUUCACGGUAGAUCGCCAAGUGAAAAUGCUUGUGACCCAGUUGUGUCGAUACAAACACAUGAACUUUCCUCCGGAAUUAGAGAAACUCUGUCCCGAUUUUGAUCCUCAAUUGCCCUCGCCCGAUUCAAUUAUCCCAUCAGAAUCCGCACCUCAAUCCUCGGACCCCGGUAGCGACCCUGACGAUACUGGGUUUGAAGAUGAAGAUGUCCCUUUAAAUGAUCCGUUUGAUGACUCCGUCUCCUCUGAUGAUCGAUCCGAGUAUGAUGGGAUCUCCUCGCAAGAUGCCGAGAGAUUGGAAAAACUCAAAGCCAAUCAACUGCAGCUUUGCGCAGAGGGAGUCACCAAAGGUUCCAUUCAAUCAUCUGUUCGAUUGAUGAAAGAACUUCGAGACAUUUAUCGAUCCGAAAGCUACAAACAAGGUGUUUUUACCGUGGAAAUGCAAAAUGACAGCCUUUACGACUGGAAAGUCAAGUUGUACAAGGUUGAUCAAGAUAGCGAGUUGUAUAAAGAUCUCCAAUCCCUGGCGGAACAUCCCUCAUUGGAAGACCAUAUUGGUCUUCAGUUCCUUUUCAAGGAAACAUAUCCGUACGAACCCCCUUUUGUGCGAAUUAUCUAUCCUAUUAUUGAGAAAGGCUACGUUCAAGCCGGUGGUGCAAUCUGUAUGGAGCUGUUGACCAAACAGGGCUGGUCCAGUGCGUACGAUAUCGAGUCAGUAAUCAUGCAGUUGGCCGCCACUCUCGUCAAAGGUUGUGCACGAAUCAAUUUUAAUGCUUCCCAGAGUCAAUAUUCUUUACGGCGUGCCCAGCGCACGUACCAUGGAAUCGUUCAAAUUCACGAGAAGAAGGGUUGGUACACGCCACCUCAAGCCGAUGGCUGA
Echinostoma caproni is the source of this 975-nucleotide messenger RNA. The record is from the annotation of a GenBank genome assembly. NCBI's taxonomy places the organism in Eukaryota, Metazoa, Platyhelminthes, Trematoda, Plagiorchiida, Echinostomatidae.